GAAAAAUAAAUUGUGUCGCGUUAAAAUGUUCACUUAAUGUGCUAUUAAACUGAUAGAUUUCACUUCCUUAACUAUAUACAAGAUUUCUAACAAAGAUAAAGGAAUCAGUGAAGGUCGCAGGAACAGAAGAGGACGAUUCUAUUCUUGAUUUCUUCUUCCCAACAUUCAUACUUACACUGAGGGACUUUACUCUCGAACUAAAGACAACACCGGACGUUUUUCUUGAGAAUAAUCUCAACCUUGAAAACGGAACUACCGACAGUAUUCGAAACUUCAAUACACCAAGGAGGCUUAUAAGAAGAUAUUUCAAGACAAGGCGAUGCUUUGUUUUCAGAAAACCGGUAAAAAGAGACCAACUGUCAAACCUUAUGUCAAUUCCUGAAGAAAAGCUAAAAGAUGCAUUUCAAGUCACCCUAAACCAAUUUCGAGAUUAUGUUUACACCCGAGAGCCAAAAGCUUUGAAAUCUGGAAAAGGAAUCAAUGGACGAAUGUUGGUUAGCCUUCUGGUGACAUACGUCAACUCAAUUAACGACCAUGAUUCGCCCUGCAUCCUUCAAGCAAUUGAACACAUGGCAGAAGCGGAAAACAUGCGGGCCAUUAAAAAUGCAAGUAAAGAAUAUGAGGAAAAGAUGAAGAAAAUGAUAUCUCAGCACAGCACACCAGAUGAUACAGGGCUUGCAACAUUUCACAAAGAAAGUAUGAAAAGUGCUAUGGUCAUACUUCAAAAGGAAGCAGUGUUUGAUGAUAUAAGCAUUUUCGAAAAGCAAGUUCUGACUGUUUUCGAGCAAAAUCUCAACAGUUUUAAAGCAACUGUUGACAAGAACUCAAAAUCACUUUGCCAAGAGAAACUGAGAUCCCUGGACUUAAGGAUUCGUAAAAAGAUCAAUAAUCUUACAUACUGCCAUCCCUCUGGAUAUGAUGAAUAUAUAGCUGAUAUUGAUUGGAUAAUCAAGCAGUACAAGAAAAAUGAGCAAUACCUUGGCUCCAAGGCACGAGAAACCCUUCAAAACUAUCUUGACAACAAAGAAGAAGAAGAGGAAAGUGUUUAUCAGAUGGUCUUGAAAUCUCAAGAAGGAAAUCAAUCAAGCAUACCCCAAAGGUUCAGGCGUGGAAGUGUUAUUAAUGAAGAUUACACCCAAAAAGAAACGGAACGAAAUCUAAAAGAAGACGAAACACUUAUGAAAGACGUAAAAGACAGUCUUAUGGUGGUCCAAGCCAACGGUCUUAAAAGCAUCGGGGAACAGUAUCGGGAAAUGUUGACACUAAAAAUACAAGAGUCGGAGCGCAUCGCACAGGAACUAUCGCCCAAUGAUCCAUAUUAUAAUAAACUUAAACAAGAGACAGAAUAUUGGAGAAAAUUGUUGGAAAAAGCAUCCAUAGAUUUGGAAGCUGCUGAAAACGACAAAUCGCCAUUGCAAGAAAGACAUCCACCUGACGAUGAGGACCAGGAAUAUGAGAGGCAACAGGAUCAGAGGUCUGUCGAUAAAAAGAGUACCACUGAUCAACCCGGGGGAAAGACGGCAAGGAAACCAGACGGAAAGAAGCCUUGUAAAAUCCAGUGAUUGGGUAAAACUAUGACAAUGUGCAGAAACAGUAUUAUAAUAAACAUGAUAAUUUGACAGCAAUAUAAUUGGAAAAUUUUACGCGGAACGGUAUUCAAUAUUUGACACCUGUUGUAAACAUGUCCGCGACUUUUGAUAACGUACAAUAUAAUUUCGAACUAUCUUUCCGUGAAUGGUGAACACCAGAUGCAAUAUGAUCGCUGGAACCUGGAAGUUCUACAUUGAAGUUAGGUCAAACACACAAGUUUGCAUAACAUACCUAAUAAGCUCAUCAAAUGUAAAAUCGUUAAUGUUUAAGUGAUUAUCAGUUAAUUUCUCAACCUCAUUUAUAACACUAGUCAGAAUAUUACCAAAUGAAUUAGACAAAAUAUAUGUGAAACUCUUCACCUGCUAUGCUUGUAUCGUGUUUUCUGACUUUAAGUUUUAAAUUGUUACCAAAAAUCAACGAUUUACUUCUUCUUCAUUCAGUGAGUUCUUUACUCAUUUACAAUGUAAAUGUUCUAUAACAUUUGAAUAUGAAGACAUGUGCAUUCUUAAGUUUUUGUUCUUACUAUAGCAGUUUCAAAUUUAUCACAAUUUAUAUUCUUCCGCAUUCUAGCGUAGUUUCCAGCAAAAGUCUUACUACAUACAGUAGUUUUCACUGUAAGAAAACAAGACAUAUUUCUAUUUGAUUAUUUUAAAAUAUGCUUAAAACAUGUAAAAACAGUGACAAUGCACAUAUAAUAAAAACGACUUAAGAAUAAGUUGUAUGAAAGAAUCAUGUGAAUGUGUGCAUGCUGGUAGUUACUGUUAUACUUUUUUGGGGGUUUGGCCGAAAUUGUUAUUUCAAAUGAGCAUAUUCUUAGCAUAUUUCUUUUGAAUUUAUAAUACAUUGUAACAUUAUUAAAUGACAUAUUGUCCUGUGUGAAUUUUAUAUAAUUUUCUAGGUAUAUGUAUGGAACAGUUCGUGUCAAAUAAUCAUUGCAUUGUAUUGCUUUUAAUGCAGUGUUCAUACAAGAAAUGUAAAUAAAGUUAUUAAAUCAAUUUAAACAUGUGUACAUAAUCUGGAGGCGAUAUCGGGAUAUGUACUACUUUUGAUUAUUUUGCAAGCAAUCAUGUAUACUGAAUAUCUCAUCACAUCCAAUGGACUGAUUUAUUAUUUCAAAGUAAUACUGUAGAGACAAACACGUAACACCAUGUUUGUGACGUCGUUUCACUAUACGAUGGUGCUGAUAUUCUUGAUCAGAGACCACUGAUUUAAAUAACCGGAAAAAGGUACUCGUGUACUUGCAAAAAGGUAACGUUUAGUUAGUUCUGAUUGGUCAGUAAUAUAAAAAAUAACAAGAAAUGAAUUUGAUUUGAAAAAUUGAACUUUUUACUGCGUUUUCAGUAAUUUAUUAUACUAACGUUUUGACAAAUUUUUUCUACAUUUGAUUUUUAUUUAAUAAAAAGAUUUACCGUACGGUUAUUUUCAACUAUGCUAACAGCGUAAAGAUGUAUGCCAACAUAGUGAAGAAGUAAACAAGGGUUUUAUCAUUAAUGUGAAAUAUUCUCAAACAUUUGUGAUUAACAUGAUCUUUAAAGUUCUAUGUUUCAUCAAGAGAUCCACCAAAAUAUCUAAUUGUGAUCAUCAACAGUUAU
Messenger RNA from Mercenaria mercenaria, 3182 nucleotides. Its product is annotated as guanylate-binding protein 4-like. Gene Ontology annotation, molecular function: GTP binding; GTPase activity. The transcript has 5 exons. Bases 369 to 1562 code for a protein of 397 amino acids. The record is from RefSeq and is a predicted model, not a curated record. Lineage: Eukaryota; Metazoa; Mollusca; Bivalvia; Venerida; Veneridae.